GACUGGGUCACCAAACACCUACUAUACUCUAUUCUCUACACUGUAAACAGCAGCUGCUCUCGCCUUAUCCAUGGCUUCUACAUUCAUUACGGUGGCUAAACCCUUCACUUCUCACUCCACAAAUCUUCCUUCUUUCUCUACCCAAAGACCUAUAGGUCUGAAGAGAAAUUCUUUGAGAAUUAAUGCCAUUUCUAAGAAAUGGGAACCCACAAAGGUUGUGCCGCAAGCUGAUAGAGUUUUAAUUCGGUUAGAAGAGUUGUCUGAGAAAUCUGCUGGUGGAGUUUUGCUUCCAAAAUCAGCAGUGAAAUUCGAGCGCUAUCUUAUGGGAGAAGUUCUCUCUGUUGGUGCUGAGGUUGCUCAAGUAGAGGCGGGGAAGAAGGUUCUUUUCUCUGACAUCAACGCUUACGAGGUGGAUUUGGGAACUGAUGCAAGGCAUUGUUUCUGCAAGGAGAGCGAGUUGCUUGCUUUGGUUGAAUAAACUGUCUCCUAUUUGCAUUAUGUUAGGGCUCUAAGUUCUUACCAAAACUACGGAUGUGUUGUACCAUCUCAUAUUUUGUAGAACAACAAAAAUGCUGAGAUUAAUAUUUUUAGUGGAUGUUAUUCUGAUUUACAAACACUUUAGUGUUGAGAUUGAGCUAAAUUUGCUUAUUCUUC
This is a messenger RNA of Nicotiana attenuata, 654 nucleotides long. Its product is annotated as 10 kDa chaperonin 1, chloroplastic. Gene Ontology annotation, cellular component: mitochondrial matrix. The transcript is spliced from 7 exons. The record is from RefSeq and is a predicted model, not a curated record. Bases 71 to 478 code for a protein of 135 amino acids. Gene Ontology annotation, molecular function: metal ion binding; protein folding chaperone; ATP binding. NCBI's taxonomy places the organism in Eukaryota, Viridiplantae, Streptophyta, Magnoliopsida, Solanales, Solanaceae.